Messenger RNA from Fundulus heteroclitus (mummichog), 1182 nucleotides. RefSeq names its product SEC22 homolog A, vesicle trafficking protein (gene sec22a). The record is from RefSeq and is a predicted model, not a curated record. The transcript is spliced from 7 exons. Gene Ontology annotation, biological process: endoplasmic reticulum to Golgi vesicle-mediated transport. The coding region runs from base 168 to 1079 and encodes 303 amino acids. NCBI's taxonomy places the organism in Eukaryota, Metazoa, Chordata, Actinopteri, Cyprinodontiformes, Fundulidae.
ACAGCGCAGCAGCCACGUAAACAAGAACGUACUCACGUCGCUGCCUGCUAGCUGCCUGCACAGUUUCAAAGCUGCAUUAUACGGUGGCCCAGACGGUUCAACGAUAUUUAACCACAUGAUGCAAAACUCCCUCAGCAGCCAGUCGGUGGGACAGCCUCAUCUGUAAAAUGUCGAUGGUGUUGUUUGCCUCUGUGGUUCGCGUCGCGGACGGCCUGCCUCUCUCCGCGUCCACCGACUAUGAGCAGGAGAAAGACCUUCAGGAGACAAAGCGGCAUCUCAAAGGCCUCUCCAAGAAACUCGGCCAGUUCCCUGACCGCUGCACACUCAAGUCUGGGCCAUACAAUGUGAAUUUCAUUUACUCACUGGGUGUUGGAUACCUGAUGGUCUGCACCGGUAAUUAUCCUAAUGUGCUGGCCUUCUGCUUCCUGGAUGAGCUGCAGAAGGAGUUUAUCAUCACCUAUGACACCAAACGUAUCAGCAGCGCCAUGCGGCCGUACUCCUUCAUUGAAUUUGACACCUUCAUCCAGAAGACCAAGCAGCGCUACAACAGCCCUCGCUCCCUGUCCACCAAGAUCAACCUGGCUGACAUGCAGACAGAGAUCAAGCUGCGACCGCCCUAUCAGCUCUCCCCAGAGGACCUGCGGGCUAUCAAUGGAUUCUCAGUGCGUGCAGCUUCUAAAUACAAGGGCAUAGCCCCCACGCAGAUGUUGGAGCCGGCGACGCUCCCUGGCAUUGUGUCCUGUGUGCUCAGCAUCCUGUGCGGAGGGCUGAACCUGCUGCGAGGAGUCCAUGCAAUAGAGAGCAUAUUACAGAAUGACGACGAGGACUUUAAUUAUGUGAUUGCCUUCUUCCUCGGCACGGCAGCCUGUCUGUAUCAGUGCUACCUGUUCGCCUACUUCUCCGUCUGGAGGAACAGCAAGUCCUUCCUGGCGUUUGCACUCAUCUGUCUGUCCAACAUGUAUCUGUACGAACUGAGGAACGUUUGGCAGAUCCUCUUCCACGUGGCUGUGGGGGCCUUCAUGACCCUGCAGAUCAGACUGAGGCAGCCGCUGGGCAAAGCGCCAGACUACAACGUCUGACCAAGGCCUUAGACAAAAGAGGACUGAUGCGCUUUUAGUCAGGUGCCGCGCGCCCGCCGUGGAAAAGCCAGCGAUGCUUCACGGGACACAGUGGGAGCAACAA